Vanessa atalanta (red admiral) is the source of this 1314-nucleotide messenger RNA. Its product is annotated as sodium channel protein Nach-like. The transcript has 9 exons. Gene Ontology annotation, molecular function: sodium channel activity. Gene Ontology annotation, cellular component: membrane. The record is from RefSeq and is a predicted model, not a curated record. Bases 1 to 1314 code for a protein of 437 amino acids. Lineage: Eukaryota; Metazoa; Arthropoda; Insecta; Lepidoptera; Nymphalidae. Gene Ontology annotation, biological process: sodium ion transport.
AUGAAGCAGUCGGCGUGCAGUCAUGCAAUGCGACAAUUCUAUCAAACUACAACCCUACACGGGUUCAAGUAUUUAUGUUCUAAGUAUUAUGCUGAUCGCAUUGGAUGGCUAAUUUGCUGCUGUGCCAGCGCAUGUUGUGCCGGUGUUCUUUGUGCUGUGCUAUGGGAACGUUUCCUAGAAGUACCUGCGCUACUGACUCUACACGAUUUACGUGGUCAGGAAGACGCAGUGAAAAUGCCACUCGUUGCAGUUUGCCCUCCGGCUGAAACUAUUGCGUAUUUAUUUCAGAAAAAACUGUUAAUAAAUACAAACGUCACAGAUCGUCUCCAAACUAUUUUAAAUCAUGUACUUCGAAGAAAAGACACAAACAAGGAGCAUCUUGUUAUAUUAGAAGAAAUUCUUUUCAAAAAUAAUUUGACUUUACCUGAAGCUUUAAUGCAAGUCAUGCCUCCAUGUCAUAGUAUAGUCAAAAACUGUCGCUGGCAAUCCAGCAUGAUACCUUGUGGGAAAUUGUUUGAAAGGGAGUUAACUGAAUGGGGCGUGUGCUGCUUGUCACGACCUAAGAAAUUAAAAAUCGCAGAAAGUCAAAUUUCUCGAUUAGAAGCAAAAAGAAAGCUUCAAAUUGCAGUUCAAUGUUCUGAUCAACCGACUUUAAAUGGUUGCGAGUUUUACACGAAGUUUAACGGCGAAGAAUGGGUAGAACCCAUGACCCUGAGUCCUGGCUAUAAUUAUCUCGCUCAGAUGACUUUUACGUCUGUAGUGGACAGCGAUCCUGAUAAACUUGUGGAGGGAACUUGCAGUACUGCGGAUGGAUAUUCGAAAAGUCGAUGUUUGCUAAAAUGUAAGGAGAAGUCAUGUGGUUGUUCAGAUCCGUUGCGAAGUAAAAGCCGAAAUGAAGAUAGUGUUCCUCCACCGUGUCUUGUGACACAAAUGAGUUGUUUAAGACGAUUUAAUUUUGAAAAUAUUACUUGUAAAUGUUUGCCAUCUUGCAAAAAGGUAUCUACAUUCUUAGCUUUAGAAUCGAGCCCUAUGAAUGCUUUUAAAUAUACUCAUAACGAAAUAUAUGCUGGCUUAAACGAAACUACAAGUUCUGUUCUCCUUAUAUCAAUAAGGAUUAGUGGAUCUAGAAUAUUUGUGGUGAAUCCAACAGAAACUUGGAUUACUUUGCUGUCAUCUCUAGGUGGAGUAUUUAAUAUGUUUCUUGGAGUCGGGCUUUUUAGUGCCUUAGAAAUUUUAUUUCUUUUGUUUGUACGAUUACCGAUUGCAAUACGCAGAUCUACUGAAAUUCAAAUUCCAUCCAGCAUAAAUAACUAG